CCAUAAUAUAUGUUUUCCUUUAACAUUCUUUUAGCUGUAUAAUUUGUUUCCCAAGUUGGGGUUCCUUUUGAGGGCUCAUAAAACAAUAGUGAAGAAUCAAAAGGAGAUCCAUGAUUUCAUACAUACCACCUUCAUAGACUAUCUCCAAGACCUUGAUGAAAAUGACCAGAGGAAUUUUAUUGAAUCAUUUCUUGUUCAGCAGAAACAGGAAAAUAUGAAGAUGGCACCUGGUGGAUAUUUCCAUAAUGAAAAUCUUAUAGGCGUUGUAGAUGAUUUAUUUGGUGCUGGUACAGACACAGUGGGAAACACUCUGCGCUGGGCCAUACUUCUAAUGAUGAAGUACCCAGAAAUCCAGAGCAAGGUCCAAGCAGAAAUUGCAAGAGAGAUUGGUGAUAUCCAACCAAGGACUGGCCACCGGGCCAAAAUGCCUUACACUGAUGCCGUACUUCAUGAAUGUCAAAGAUUUGCUAACAUUGUUCCCUCCAAUUUGCCACAUGCAACCACUAUGGACAUAACUUUCAAAAACUUCUUUAUCCCCAAGGGCACACACAUCAUUCCCUUGCUGACUUCUGUGCUCCGUGAUGAAUCCCAGUGGGAGAAACCUCAUGAAUUCUACCCUGAACAUUUUCUUGACUCAGAAGGAAAAUUUGUGAAAAGGGACGCAUUCAUGCCAUUUUCUGCAGGUCGGAGAGUAUGUGCAGGUGAAAACCUUGCCAAAAUGGAGCUCUUCCUCUUCUUUACUAACCUCCUCCAGAGAUUUACCUUCCAGCCACCUUCAGGAACAUCGAAAGAUGACCUGGACCUGACCCCUGUUGCUGGGAUUACCUCCAUUCCUAUGCCAUUCAAGACCUGUGCUAUGCUACACUGAUUCAAAAAAAAAAUUAUAACGAGCUGUUUUCUCAGUCUUGAAAUGCCUUCAUUUGACGGAGGCAAAAUUUAACAAUAACAUUCAGUAUUGUCUAGGUUUUAGAACACAGGUAUCAAACUUGAUCAUGUCACGUGACAUAUCAUGACUUUUUUGUGAAGCUGGGGUGGGCUUAUUCUGCACAUGAGACAUCUGGUGGGCCACCAGACCUGUUUUAGAAGAUGACUUUUAAUAAUCUAUAAUAUCAUGGAAUGUGGAUUAUGAUAUGAAAUAGAAAGGAAAUCAUGAAAAGCACUUUUCUUUUUGAACCAUUUGUUUCCUUAGCUUUUUACUAAUCUUUUGUCGUCUUCAGGUUUUUGUAUCAUUUGAUUUAAUUAAGAAUUAAUAAAGUCAGUAAUCAUUCUGCUUUUGAUGAAUGUUACCUUGAAGGGUACAAUAUUCCACAAUGUUACAGAGACUGGGAGCCAUGGCAGAAAAGGCUCUUCUCCUGGAUGUCACCAGCUGGAAGUCUUUGAUCAACAGGAUCUGCAGGGUGUACUUUUUCCAGUGCAGAUUGGGUGGGCCAAUCCAAUUGUGUGAGACAGUUCCUUAAGUUAACCUGGACCAAUGACAUAAAGGACUUAAUAGCUAAUAACAACACCCUGAAAUGAUUUUGGCAACCACUUUUGGCAACUUACACAACAACAUUUAAAAUGGGCCACCCUAGUGGCCCCAAGAAUUGUCCAUUUGUCUGCAUUCUGUGCCAGCUGUAGCUUCCAAAUAGUCUUUAAGGAUUGCUCCAUGUAAAGCACAUUUGUAAUAGUCCCUAUGUAAGAUGACCAAGCCUGAGUGACCAAGCACUGAGACUGCCAAUCCAAAAAAUGGUACAACUGGUGCACAAUGGUACAAAGUUGCACAAAGGCUCUCCUAGACAUAACUGUGACUUG
Molecule: messenger RNA, 1791 nt
Organism: Pseudonaja textilis
Lineage: Eukaryota; Metazoa; Chordata; Lepidosauria; Squamata; Elapidae
Source: RefSeq, a predicted model, not a curated record